UAGCAAUAGAAAAAUAAAAUUUUAUGUUUAUCACAUAUUAUAAUUUUUUAAAGCUAUUCGAUUGUUUUUUUUUCAUUUAAAUCAAUCUAUUUUAAACCAGUAACCUAAAUAUUUUUUGAAUUUUAUCUUCUAUCUUUCUUUAAUGUUUGACAGUAUUAAAAAAUUAUCGUCAGUGAUUCAACAGAUCAAUUUAGAACAGAUGUUUGAAUAUGAUUGGAAAACAACGAUAUUUUUUGAAAUCUAUCAAAAAAUGCAUUUCAUGCCGCUUUUACAGAAAUAUUUCAAAUAUGCCAAUUGAUGAAAAAUCAAAAUAUGCAAAAGAUAAAAUAAAGGAGCUAAAAUUAAAAAAGGAACCUAAUGUUAACAAUAAGUCUCAGUUCAAAAAUUGCAAUUGCUUUCUGCCAGAUUAUAAAGGCAACAUAAGAGUUUGCAUGAUUGGAGGAUGCGCGUCAUUGAUAUACGCUGCUGUUCUUUUAAAACAAUUUCGUCUUAUAAAACGAAUACAUGUGGUGGACGCAAAAGAUUCAUUAGCUAAUGCAAUUUUAGAUGUCAAUCGCAUUGAUACAUCGCCUCGUAUUAAACAUUUUAAAAGAAAACAUUUAAAAGAAGCCCUUAAAAAAGUAUGUAUUUAUUUAUUAAACAAUGAAAAAAUGAGUAGCACAGCAUUGACUACAUAAUAUUAAUAUGCAGAAAUCGAUAUUAUUUACAGAUAAACAUUAUUGCAUUGAUGGAUGAAACAAAUCCCAACAAUGAAUUAAAACCCACAGCACAGUUUGAGGCUGCGUCGUCAUACGUAAGCGAGAUGGCUGAACAAAUGGCACAAUUGAGUUCAGAAUCUUUGGUAGCCGUUUUUACUCGACCAGUAACAGCUACACUGCCCAUGGUAUCAGAAAUUUACAAACUCGCUGGAUGGUGGGAUCCGGACAGAAUUAUUGGUUCCAUUGCACGUGAUCGCAUGCGAAUGGAGGCAUUAACCGCAAAUCUGUUAGAUUUAAAUCCUGCAUUCUUAUCAGUCCCAAUGGUUGGCGGAGCAGAUUUGAACACUGUUGUUCCGCUUUUAUCUUGUGCUUCUCCGAUAAAUCGGUUUACUAAUGUAUGAAACUAUAAUCAUUUAUAUUAAAUUAUUGAUAGUUAAAAGGAAGAAUUUUUCGUAAUUAAAAAUUUAUGUAGGUGCAACAAGAAAUGUUGUUACAAUCGUUACGUAGCUCAGAUAGAGAAAUGAAAAAUAUUGAAUUCAAAGGUCCAAUAUUGUCUGAUGGAGCAGCAACUGCCAAGUUAAUCCUAGCGCUUGCCGAAGGACUUAGCGGCCAUAAAAAUAUUAUUUCUUCUGCUUAUGCACGAUCAAACAUUUUGCCGGGAUGUCGAUACUUCACUACCAAAUUGCAAUUCGGUCCAGGCGGUAUACAAAAAAACUUCGGACUACCUAAAAUGUCAUGACAAAUAGUAUUACUGUCGAGAAUAUGAUUCUUAUAAAUACUGACUCUUAUAAAUACUGAAACUGUAAAUAUCAAAGCAAAGCACAAAGUGAUUUAAGUUUAAAUUUGGCACCAACGGUUGAUUAAAAUGGGAAUUUUUAGCUUUCUGUUAUCAAGAUUUGGCAAAAUUAAAGAGAUAGAAAAAUAUGGAUAUAGUACAGAACAAAGACAGAAAAGAAUUGUUGGAAUUCUUAUAUUAUAUAGCGUGUUACUUUAUAUUAUAUCAGCAUUUAUUUUUUAUUUCUAUUUCUUCCAAACAUCACUAUAUGACCAAAUAUUCUAUAUUAUUUCGUUGUUAAUUUUUCCAAUUUUUAAUUUGAUAUUGCAUUCUUUUAUUAUUGUUUAUAAUUAUUGUAAUGAUACAUUUUAUUGUCACAGAAUAUUGCUUACAAAAAAAAUGGUAACAUGGUAUUAUAAAUCUAAAAUUUCUAAAAAUCAAGAUAAAUUAAGUACCAUGCAAUCUGAGAAAAAAAAAAUUUUAGAUGAAGUUACAGAGACUGAAACGUACAAAAAAGCUAAAGAAAUUCUGUUAAAGUUUGCUCCUGAUCAACUAACAAUAAUGACUUCAGUAAAAUUGAGGAAACGUGCGAUAAUGAAUCAGAAUCAAACACAACUUGUGCAAAAUAAUAUACCUACUGACACUAAUGUUCCAUGUGAUACUCUUGUUUGUAAUUCACCAAAUAUUCAUUUACAGAGUGCUGAUAGAUCAAUUAAUACUCCAAAUAAAGAUUGUAAAUCUCCAGUAUCACAUUUACCAAUAUUACCACGUCCAAUAUUACCUAAAAGAAGAACUAGUUUGGAUCGAUUAAUUGAUUAUCUUGUUGGAGAUGGUCCAUCAAAUCGAUAUGCAUUAAUUUGUCAAAGUUGUGAAUCGCACAAUGGAAUGGCUCUUAAAGAAGAAUUUGAAUAUUUUGGAUUUAAAUGUAGUUAUUGCAACUUUUUGAAUCAUGCGAGAAAACAGAAACCGUCUGCUCCGAAACUAAUGUAUGAUGUUAAGCGUAAUUCAUCUUUAAAUACUUCUGAAUACUUGUCAUCUGAUGAAAAUAGGGAACAUUUGAAAAACGGACAAACAGAAUCAAUAAAUUAAGAAAUAUGCCUGAAUUAACUGAACUCGAUAAAGCUGCAAGUUCUGAACCUGCUAAAGUUGAAGCAACAGGAGCAGGAUCAGGAACUGAUACAGAUUCAGAUGACACUAUUCCAGAAUUGGACGAUGCAGGGGCUGGUGGUACUGUUGGUUUUCCAGGGACAACCGUCACUGGUCUUCCCAUCGAUAUGGUUUCUAAAGCUAAACAAAGUCGAGGAGAGAAAAAGGCCAGGAAGCUAAUGAGCAAAUUGGGAUUGAAGCCUGUGCAAGGUGUUAAUAGAGUAACUAUACGUAAAUCAAAGAAUAUUCUGUUUGUAAUCAAUAAGCCAGAUGUGUUGAAGAAUCCAGCCUCAGAUACUUACAUAGUAUUUGGCGAAGCCAAGGUUGUUGCUCCAAUACAAGAAGAAUCAGAAGAAGAAGUAGAUGAAACGGGAGUCGAAGAAAAAGACAUUGAUUUAGUAAUGUGUCAGGCCAAUGUCUCCCGAGGGAAAGCCAUUAAAGCUCUUAAAAAUAAUCAGAAUGAUAUCGUUAAUGCUAUUAUGGAAUUAACAAUGUGAUGAAGCUACUUAGCAAUAGAGUGUGCUACGUCGUAGCUAUCAUUGAGACAUCAUUUUAUUUUAUCAUCUACAUCAUCAAGAAAAAUCAUCAUCCUUUUUUUUCCUCUCAUUAAAAGGAUUAAACUCGAAUACUAAGAGGCUAGAUUUCGUAUGAAGACCAUGACUUGCCUCGAAGAAAUCCACAUGUAUAUACAUAAUUCAUACAUAAAAAAUAAAUAUACUAAGGACACUA
Molecule: messenger RNA, 3348 nt
Organism: Heterotrigona itama
Lineage: Eukaryota; Metazoa; Arthropoda; Insecta; Hymenoptera; Apidae
Source: the annotation of a GenBank genome assembly